This is a messenger RNA of Mobula hypostoma (lesser devil ray), 2166 nucleotides long. Its product is annotated as macrosialin-like. The transcript has 6 exons. Gene Ontology annotation, biological process: establishment of protein localization to organelle. The record is from RefSeq and is a predicted model, not a curated record. The coding region runs from base 229 to 1311 and encodes 360 amino acids. Lineage: Eukaryota; Metazoa; Chordata; Chondrichthyes; Myliobatiformes; Myliobatidae. Gene Ontology annotation, cellular component: late endosome membrane; lysosomal membrane; plasma membrane.
UAGGGAAAUGAAAAGUCCCUCAACGCAGGAGCCGGCGAGGUGUGAUUCCUCAGGAAAAUAACGUUGGGUUGGGAGGGGCCUCUUACUUGAGAAGCUUUCAAUUUUCCGAUUGGUUGGUACAGGCGAAAGUUUCGUUUCCUGGAGUCAACGAGCAGAGAGAUAGCAGGUUCACGAUUCUCGUAUUUGUUCGCCGAGUGCACGCAGUGAGAUCUCCACUCUCGACAGAAAAUGUCUCUCUGCGCCCUCUCCCUGCUCAUCGCCUCCGUCUCCCUGGGAAGAUCUGACCCUCUGUGUGAGGGGAGCAACUGUCGGCCAACAUUAGGCACACUCGUUCCUGCCACCUCGGUUUUGCCUCCAACUCCUGGGUCACUGAUUCCAGCCAGUACACCCCACCAAACAAGCCACAGUUCAACAUCAACAAAACACACCACCCAUUCCCCAACACCAACCAAUCACACCACCCAUUCCCCAACACCAGCCAAUCACACCACCCAUUCCCCAACACCAGCCAACCACACCACCCAUUCCCCAACACCAGCCAAUCACACCACCCAUUCCCCAACACCAGCCAAUCACACUACCAUUACUCCAACACCGGCCAAUCACACUAUGCCAACACCAGGCAAUCAUACAUCACCAACCAAUCACACCACACCAAUUCCAACCAAUCACACCACCCAUUCAGUCCCAACUCCCACGGCCACUCCAGUGCUGAGAAAGGGGACAUACAAAGUGGCCAACAAGAAAAUGAUCUGUGCCUUGGCAACACUGGAGAUCGAGCUACGUGUUGAGUACGAGACUGGCAGGUGGGGAACAUUUUUCAUCCAACCCAAUUACACCAAAGCGUCGGGAGCCUGUGGGAAAAACACUGUGAACAUGACGCUGACCUUUCCGCAAGGGUUCCUGACUUUUGGCUUUCAAAAGGACACCAAGGGGAAGAGUUAUCACCUUCACCAGAUUAAGACCCAGCUCACCUAUAAAUUCCCGGGUUCUGCCGCAUCCACAAAGUUCGUGGCGAACAACGCAAAACUGAUGGUGAUGGAGACGGCGCUCGGCCACUGCUCACGGUGCUCCAACCUCUCGCUGGAAGCCGCGCGCACCUUCUGGGUUGAUCUUGUGGACCAGGAGGUGCAGGUCUUUGAAGUCCCCAGAACACAGACCUUCGGCCCAGCUGACAUCUGCCCUCAGGACCACAAGCUGCCCGUAGCUGCCAUCGUGGUGGUGGUCUUGCUGUUGCUGCUGAUCAUCAUCAUCAUUAUCAUCUACCUGAUCCGCCGGAAGCACAACUCUGCUGGCUACCAGAGCCUCUGACCGCACCUGGCCUGGACAGUCCCCUGGGCAGGGGUGCCACUGUUAGAGCAACUUCUGUUGGGGUAUGGGGAUGAUGGAAUGGGGGGGGGGGCUUCCCGUGCUAGGACCUGGGACUAUUUCUCCUUCGCAUGUUGAUGUGUCAAGUGAUCAGAAAGCAGAUCAACCAGGUCUGAACUCGGACUGUGUGCGUGUGUGCUUUGGUUUGCUUCAUUUUGCAGGGGGCAUUGUUCAGGAAUGAUCUCUCCUCCCUCCCCAUCCAUUAUCCUGCCCCUCCACCCCAUUCCAACUCUCAGUGCCUGCUAUUUUCAAUAGUGUUUCUUGGGUGGGCGUGGGGUGGGGGGGGUGGAGAUUUAAUGUCUAAAGAAUCUACAAUGAGAGCACUGGCCACUGGCGCUGUUUGUGUUCUGUCUUCUCCUGCCCCAGCCCUCCACUCUGGAGCCCUUUCUCAGCUCAGUGGUAGCGGGGUGGGGAAUUGAGAUUGGAAAGGGUAGUGUUGGGGUGAGAUGGGGUGGUGAAGGGGUAGGAAUAAAAUGGACUAAAAGCAGCACAUCAGGGCUAGCACAAUGGGCUGAGUGACCUGCUGUGCAGCACACCAUCUCUUUUUGACCCACCCUUUAAUUUGCAGACCCCAGGACAUUCUCCCUGGAGAGGAGCGGGGAGGGGCUCCAGGGCUCACAUGGUGCAGAGAGAGGUAGCGAUGGGUGGGGGUGUAGGGAGGGACUAAUGGAAUCGGAGAGGCAUGUCCUAGGAGGGAGGGGCAGGACUGUUGUGCCAGAGGACAGCCAGGGUCAGUCAAACCCAACUCCAACAAUCUUCAAAAUUGUAUUUGUAAUAAAAAUGGUAAACUUCUGCACC